This is a messenger RNA of Phascolarctos cinereus (koala), 964 nucleotides long. The record is from RefSeq and is a predicted model, not a curated record. NCBI's taxonomy places the organism in Eukaryota, Metazoa, Chordata, Mammalia, Diprotodontia, Phascolarctidae.
AAACAGGUGAUGCUCCUGGCCAGCGAACGCUCUCUGGAUGCAGGCCGGGCUGCGGCGAGAAGGAUGUUAUAGGCAAGCGGAGGUGAACGCCGGCGGCAGGAGAGAACUUACCGAGGGAGGGGAGGGGAGGGCAAAGCAAGCCAAACUUUGACGGAGGCCUACAUCGCCGAGCAGCGGCUGCAAGCAGAACCCCGAGCUUCUCCAGAGAGACGUAGACGGACAGACAAACUUUGGCUCUUCGUCUCUUUCGAAGACUUCUGUUUUUUGUGGGGGGGGGAACGAACACUUGGCUGUGUGAAUCUCGUGACUACUUGGGGCUUGGUGGAUAUUGUCCUUUAAAAAAACACACACAGAAACAAGAAAAAAAUUCUUUUUAGAGUCAUCUGUUCUACUGGAUCAGACUUUUUAAAUGUUUGGAAUUCAAGAUACGUUAGGAAGAGGACCAGCUCUGAAAGAGAAAGCCCUAGGCUCGGAGAUGGAUUCGGUCCGGUCCUGGGUUCGAAACGUCGGAGUGGUGGAUGCAAACGUUGCGGCACAAAGCGGGGUAGCCCUGUCCCGGGCUCAUUUUGAGAAACAGCCUCCUUCCAACUUGCGAAAAUCCAAUUUCUUCCACUUCGUCUUGGCCCUCUAUGAUCGGCAGGGUCAGCCGGUGGAGAUCGAAAGGACCGCCUUCGUGGACUUCGUGGAGAACGACAAAGAACAAGGCAAUGAGAAGACCAAUAAUGGCACCCACUACAAGUUGCAGCUCCUCUAUAGCAACGGGGUCAGGACCGAGCAAGACCUCUUUGUCCGGCUCAUCGACUCCGUCACGAAGCAGCCCAUAGCUUAUGAGGGACAGAACAAGAACCCAGAGAUGUGCCGAGUUCUACUCACACACGAAGUCAUGUGCAGUCGGUGCUGUGAGAAGAAGAGCUGCGGGAACCGCAAUGAGACGCCUUCAGACCCGGUCAUCAUUGACAGGUAG